Messenger RNA from Pangasianodon hypophthalmus (striped catfish), 6994 nucleotides. RefSeq names its product dystroglycan 1-like. Gene Ontology annotation, biological process: axon guidance; muscle attachment; morphogenesis of an epithelium. The record is from RefSeq and is a predicted model, not a curated record. The transcript is spliced from 3 exons. NCBI's taxonomy places the organism in Eukaryota, Metazoa, Chordata, Actinopteri, Siluriformes, Pangasiidae. Gene Ontology annotation, cellular component: basement membrane; dystrophin-associated glycoprotein complex; dystroglycan complex. The coding region runs from base 307 to 2898 and encodes 863 amino acids. Gene Ontology annotation, molecular function: calcium ion binding; laminin binding.
ACGCUCCAGUUAAAACACUCGUGGAUCGAUUGCUCAGGACUGCCGCAUCCUUUCCCCCAAAAAGGCUGGCAUCUUCAAUAGACUCUCUCCCCUCCUCGCUCUUAACAGGCAAAAUGGAUUACUGAGGAAGGUAAAAGAAGCUGAAGGCUCAGAUAAUAUGAUGAUUCUAUGCUCAUGCAACAUCAGGACCCCCUCAUACUAUGAGGACUGGAUGAGGAAUCAAGGACAGAGGAAAGAGAGCUGAGUUGAUGGAAGGGAGACGGAACCGAGCCUUCCUUUAGCCUAAGUGCUAAAAGGGUCAAGAGGAUGAGCCAUCAGGUUUGCAUAAUGCAAAGUGUAUGGGGGCUUCUACUGUUGUGUCCCAUGUCGUGGGCAUCAGAGCCGAUAGUCAUGGAACUGGAAGCCUCCAUGCACUCCACUCUGCUCUCGGACAUGCAGGCAUCUGUAUCCAGAGUGUCAACAGUGUCAGACUCUGUUGCAGUGGUGGGCCAGAUGUUCAGGAUGAGGAUCCCACUGGUGUCAGAAGACUGCCGUGCCAUAGACAUUUUGUCUGGGAUUGGCAGUGCAGCAUUCCCUGAGUGGCUUUAUUGGGACAGUCAGCUAUGUCUUCUUCAAGGUCUACCACUAGAGGGGGAUAAAGGUCUGUAUCGUUUCAGCUUGUCUUCUGAAGCCUUACAAAGUCAUGACGGCAGUAUACAUAGUCACCUACUUCUCAGUGGAACCAAAUUGAGUAGUAGCUCUUACACUAACGCCCGGCAGCCAGAUGUCUUUGUUAUCACAGUAAACCCAGAAGAUCAACAGGACAUAGAAUCUGCUCCAGUGGCACUGCAGACACAGUCUAAUGCAACAAAUGCAUGUAUUUGUUCAAGUGGCCAAUCAGCCACUGUGUUAACUAUAAUCCUGGAUGCUGACCUCACAAAGAUGAACUCCAGGGAGCGACUGGUGUUGCUGCAGAAAAUGACUCACUUUGCUAAUGAGCCACCAGAGUUAAUGCGGGUCAUGCCAGUUAUUAACAACCGUUUUUUUGAUAUGACUGCUUUUAUGGCUGGACCAGGUAAUGCAAAGAAGGUGGUGGAGAAUGGCGCACUGUUAUCAUGGAAACUGGGUUGUGCACUUGACCAAAGCAACCUGCCUGAUAUUAGCGGGGUCCAGGUGCCAGCAAAAGAUGGUACUAUGUCAACUCUACUGGGUUACCCAGUGGUCGGCUGGUACAUUGUCAAUAAGAAACCUCAGGUGGUUAAGCGAGUCAGAAGACAGAUCCACAACACUCCAACACCUGUGCCUUCCCAGUUUCCUCCAACCACUCACUUAGUACCUGCAGAGCGUAUUGUGCCUGCUCCAGCAUCCCCUUUCAUUGCUCCCUCUACAAAUCUGAUGGUAAAUCCUGCUCGUGGCCCUUUGCCCUUACCAGUUAAACCUACUAUCCGUGUGCGGGAUCAGAUAGCUUACACACCUGUCCUGAACCAGCCUCUACCCACUCAAGUCCUAGGCAGUACCAGCACUCUCCCCUUGCAACCGACACUGACUCGCCCUGGUUAUGUGGAGCCUACUGCCUCUGUUGCUCCUCCAACCACUCGCAGACCCAAGACCUCCACCUCGAAAAAGGGUAAGAAAUCAAAGAUCACUCCAGUACCCAGAGAGCCAAAAACUACAGAUACACCUUCCAGGAGUCCACUGACUAACCAAAAGCCUCAGUUACAUAACUCUCUUGGUGAAGUGCAUGUGUGGGUUGGGACGUACUUUGAGGUGAAAAUUCCAGCCGAUACAUUCUUUGAUCAGGAAGAUGGAAACACAGAAAAGUUACGGCUAUUAUUGCAACAGAAUCUCUACCAGGCACUGGAUCAGGGCUCUUGGAUACAAUUUAACAGCAGCAGUCAGCUCCUGUAUGGCCUUCCUGACCAGAGCCAUGUUGGCAAACAUGAAUUUCUAAUGAUAGCAAUAGAUAAAGAAAAUUCAAGCGCCAUGGAUGCUUUUGAGGUUCAUGUAAAUCAGUGGCCAACUGAUGACCAAUCACCAGUUGUGUUUACUGCUCGCUUUCAAGGAGAACCUGAAAUGUUGAUCAACGAUAUCCACAAGAAAAUCCUAUUUUGCAAGAAACUUGCCUUUGCACUGGGUGAUCGCAACAGCAGUUCUGUCACUCUAAGAAAUAUCUCAAGGGGUUCUAUUCUGGUGGAAUGGACCAAUACCAGCUUGCCUAAGGAUCCUUGUCCAGCAGAACAGAUUCAGGAGAUGUGUCGCAGGAUUUCAGAUGCUCAAGGUCAUCCCACAUCCGUCUUUCACAGUGCAAUGGAGCCAGAGUUCAAACCCAUUAACGUUGGGGCUCGUGGUGCCAACAAAUGCCAAAGGUUCUCAUUUUUGCCACUAGCAGAGGUCCCCAUUCCUGUAUCACCAGAGAAUAUUUCUGUUCCUGUGCCAUCCGCAGUCACACCUUCAUCCAGCUCAGGCUGGCAUAACAGCGAUGAUGUCUACUUACACACAGUUAUCCCAUCUGUGGUGGUGGCUGCCCUGCUGCUUACAGCUGGUUUCAUUGCAAUGGUUUGCUACCGAAAGAAACGGCGUGGAAAAAUGACUACAGAGGAACAGGCCACCUUCAUCAAAAAGGGUGUUCCCAUCAUUUUUGCAGAUGAGUUAGAUGAUGCUAAAUCCCCACCCUCUUCCAGCAUGCCAUUAAUCUUGCGUGAAGAGAAGCCACCUAUGCCUCCUCCCCAUUACCCCAGUUCAGCCUGUGGAGAAAUCCAUCAAAUCCUAGAGGAAUACAUCUCCUUCAAUGAUGAUGAUGACCCCAGUGCUCCUCCUUAUCAACCUCCCCCUCCUUUUACAGUUCCUAUAGAAGGCAGGGGUUCUAGACCGAAGAACAUGUCAGCCUACAGGUGUCCACCACCCUAUGUGCCCCCUUAAUAGAAAAGUAGACAUCUCUCAACUGGUUCAUAGUAGACAUUUUAAUAAAAGACAUCAUAAUCCAAAUAUGGAAUAGAUGAAGUGACUGGUUUUGUGUGUAUGGACAAAGCCCUUGAUGUCAAGGCAUGCUGGAUUAUUGUUACUCUGAAUGACUGAGCAGUGCACUCAAAUCUACAAAACAUGGUAUUCUACAGGUCCAAACUUUACAAGACCUUACAUCAUUCUCUGAAUCAUUUGGAAUAUCUGACGCAGUUACUACAGAGCAGUAACUAGGGUCUACAGGUUCAGAAAGAAGUUAAAUCCUAUACUUGCUAACCGUAUUUGAAAAUGACAGACUGAAAUGCUCUGAAACAUCUACUGCCCUGGAAUGUCACGCAAUCAGACGGUAAGCUCCUGAGCAGAGAUGAGGCACUGCCUAAAUACAUUUUGUGUCUGUAUAGUUGAUGUUUCUGAUUUUUUAUAAUGAUAUUUUUUAAUGUCUUUACUUGCCUGGAAGCAACAUUUAUAUGGAGUAUUAUGUUUCUAUGUUAUGUAAAAUAAAAGCAAAUCCCCGGUUAUAUCAAUUUGAUCAUGAGCAGCGUUAUAAGCAGAUAGAGACAUUUGUGUAAAUGAUUAUUUCAGCCUGAUAUAGUAGAAUCUCUUUAACCUUUGUAUCAUUGCAGAUCAAAACCUACCUUGUCAUUAAAUUUGUUUAUCAAAGCACUGUAUAAAUUAAUUUGCAGAUUGAAGUGCCAGACUCUGUGAAAUCCUAUAACCACCAGAAUCUUUAAUCACAGGUUUUAGACAAUAGGUGAGUAAUUAACAAGCCUGCCGGCUCAUUGUAGCUGAUAAAUUAUCCAAACAUUUUUAUAACAGUGAAUUCUUUUGUUGAUCUAUCACCACUGUUAAAGAUGUUUCAGUUGCAUCCCAUUCUAGUAUGACCCUUUAUCUGCACUUAAGUUUUUUUUUUUUUUUUUUUUUUUUCCCCCCCUUCUUUGUUGUAUUGUGGCACUGCAUUUUGUGUUUGUAUAUAAUUGUGUGCUGGCUCCACUUGUGGGCUAAAAAUACUAGAACACUAGAAGUAGUAGAACAAAAAAGGGUUUUAUGUUACAAGCAUUUCUACGAAGUAUGAUUAUUAUAUUGUGAAACCAAAAAUGCAGUACUUUAGUGAAUCUGAUUUAACUGGAAUGUGCAUUAGCCUUGUGUUCUGGAUGUUUUAGAAAGACUGACAGCAGAAGGUGAUGUGUGUUAGCUAAAAAUACAAGAAUGACCACAUCAAACAACUGAAAUAAUUCAGUCUAAUGUUUUUGCUACUUUUUUAAUACCACUGAAAAAAUAUAUAUACAAAGUUAUAAAUGUGUGAGAACUGAUAUUGUGGUGAAAUAACAAUCGUGGCAGGCAAGGCUCUCCAGUAACUUGAUUUCUGCAGAAUAACACUGCAUCAACAUUGUUCAUGAACAUAAAUCACAAUGAAUAUUCAUUUAGUAUUCUAAACAAGUUGCAGGUGGUGCCAAAAGCUUUGGUUUACAACAAUGAUACCAGAUGCAGAGUACAACUCAGGAUGAACAUAUGAACUAUCAAACUACAAACAAUAAUCCUACCACGAGGAUGUAGAGAGUGGGGGAUUCCUUCAGCUGCAACUGCUAAUAUAAUAGUAAAAAAAACAAAGUUUUAAGAAUUGAGUCGAAGAUAUUAUUCCUCUUAUACCCCAGCGAUUUGCCACCGAUUAUCAUUUUAAUUUAUUAAUGAAGGACGCAUUGCAUUUUUUAACAGUUACAUUUAAUGGGCCUCAUUUAUCGAGCUGGAUACAAACUGUAUCCAGGAAAUUGUUCGGAAAUUGGAAAUUGUUCGUACGGGAAAUUGUUCGUAUGGGCAUUUACACAAGAAAUUUGGUAUUCAUGAAAAUCCUGUAAAUUUGUAAAAAUGUUUAUAUCCUACUUGUGCUACUGAGUGUGUAAAUUUAUGCAUAAUAAGACUAACUAAUGUAAACCUCAAAUUGAUCAACUUUAAAUCAUAUAAUGUGCAUGGAUUACUGCACUUUUAUAUAUGGAAUAUACUACAAGAUUUAAUCGCUUAUUUUUAUUACAUUUAAAGCAUUUAGCUGACGCCCUUAUGCAGAGCGACUUACAGAAGUGCUUUGUAGUCUUUAUAAAAAACGUACCCUCAUGCUAGUUCACUAGGGGACUAAGAAUACCAUUGUUUUAUUUUAUUGGCAUUAAUUAAAGAAUAUAAAAAAAAAUUAAGAAAACGAGCCAACACAAACCCAUGAGUUAAGACAAAUAAAACUAAUCAUUCAAUUACAAACAAAUGCCACAGCUGAAUGAAGAUUUAGUGCUUGCAUAUUAUUAUUAAUCUGAUAUAAUAUUAAAUAUUUUUAUUGGCAAAGAAGUGAAUCAAAAUAAUUUCCACUUCUUUUUUUUCCAGGCUUUACCCUGAUCGAUCGUUUCGUGCUCACAGCUGUCGUUGCACUUUUACAGAGUUUUGGGGUUGUCACUAAGUGCAAAUCAGCUGUGCCCUGCAUGCACUUGGUAAUAUACAGGUUAUUGGCAUUCCGCAACAUACAUACACACACGUGUACGGCGUUUCCAAAACUUAAAUACGUAAAUCCGGCGGAAAUUUUUAGUUGGGUUUGGUUUAUGCAAACAUUUUCACACAACUUUACUAAACAUCCAUGAGACUUGAGAUUCAGAGAUUUUGCGGUUUCUGGUUUCUCGCAAACGUAACAAGCUGCAUUCUUCUUUGUAUUAACUUAAAGAGAGAGAAAAAAUACAGGCUGGUAAAUGAUUGUACAUAGCUGCUAUAGUGUAACAGAUAACAGGAACUAACUCCUGAGUCACGAUGUUUACUGAGUGGUACAAAGCACUGACACUCGAGACUCCUACCAUAAAUGUUAAAUAAACGUCUAAAUAACAGAAAACCUCACCAUAUCAACCAUGAUAAGCUUUUCUUUGUUAAAUAACACAUUUUAAAUAACACAUAUACACAUUGUUUAUUAUUAGGCUUAGGUUAUAUGGAGAGUCUGCCAUAUAAGUCCCUGUGAAUGAGCUGUUAGAACAGGAACGAGAGUGUAUUAAGAUGAGGGCAUUAAUAUAAACCUGUCAUUUAUGUUGCAGUCGUAAAUGCUAUCAGAGCCGUGUUAUUGAAAAUUACACCUUCUGAUUCAAGAAUUUAGUCUCGCUGUGGUAUGAUUAUUGUAAUCAACAUACAUUCUCUGUUAAAAGACUUGACUAUCAUCCGGGUAUGACAUCAUAGUGCACAUCUCAUAAAAUUCCAGCACACCCCCCCCCCCCCCCCCCAAUAUAAAACACCUUCCUGCGUUCCUGUUCUACAACAAUCAGCAUGCCUUGUCUACACCAGUAUCAAAUCUUCCUAGCAAUACCUGUUUCUCACAAAUUAGCACAGGUCUACAUUUUCAAAUUAUUUUACCCAUAGAGCUGUUUUAAAAUUAAUAUUGUUGAAAUGGUCAUUUGGUGAAUGUAAUCUUUUCAUAUUGCAGUUGGCUUCCUGCAUUUUGUCUUUAUAAUCUGUGUGAAACAACGUAUAUGGGAUGGCACAGAAUAAGCAGUCUGUCAUUACCUGUUAUAAAAAUGUUAUGAAAUAUAAUCAGAUUAUUAUUAUUAUUAUUAUUAUUAUUAUCUGACAGUAUAUGAAUGAGACAUUGAACAUCAUAUUUCUACUAGAGAAAAAUGCUGCAGAUACAUUGUGAGGUUACAUAAACAGAAAGGACAAAACACAAACCAUGACAACAGAAGCAAGAAAAUGAAUCAGGAAGGACAGAAUGAAAAGAUCCUCAAUAGUCUAAACGCCACCUUAAAACAGUGGUGUUAAGAGACGGACUAUAAGAAGAUCUAAAAUAAGCUAUUGAAAUGUCUUGUGGUGAUGCAUCUAGGUAUGAAUGAACACAGGAAUGACUGAUACACUCUUCAGUGAAUAAGCAGUGUAUUUGUUAUGGGGUUCCUGGCAUGAGGUACUCUAGAACAGUCAAUUGUGCCUGUUUAAAGACAAAGAAAAAUGUAAACUAUUACUUUCUCAAGUUCUGUUUUUAAGUUUAAUUUUUUUUUUCUGUUUUCCUUAUUACAAUAAUUAGAAUAAUAGACAAAUAAACAUUUUAUUCACA